This is a messenger RNA of Balearica regulorum gibbericeps (East African grey crowned-crane), 1254 nucleotides long. NCBI's taxonomy places the organism in Eukaryota, Metazoa, Chordata, Aves, Gruiformes, Gruidae. The record is from RefSeq and is a predicted model, not a curated record.
AUGGCAGCUAACGUACUGGAAGAAGACUCAAUGGAGCAGGACAUAGAGAGCCCUGUCACUAUUCAUCAGCCAAAGUUGCCCAAACAAGCUAGAGAGGAUCUGCCAAAAAAUAUAAACAAAGAAUUUGCCAAGAGAAAAAUCCAGAGGUAUGUUAGGAAAGAUGGGAAAUGCAACGUCCACCAUGGGAAUGUCAGAGAGACUUACCGUUACUUGACUGACAUCUUCACUACCUUAGUCGAUCUCAAGUGGAGGUUCAACCUGUUGAUUUUUGUCAUGGUUUACACUGUAACCUGGCUCUUCUUUGGAAUGAUCUGGUGGCUAAUUGCCUACAUGCGAGGAGAUAUGGAUCAUAUAGGGGACAGCACGUGGACCCCAUGCGUCAGCAACCUCAAUGGGUUUGUCUCAGCCUUUUUAUUCUCAAUCGAGACAGAAACCACCAUUGGGUAUGGUUACCGGGUCAUCACGGACAAGUGUCCCGAGGGAAUUAUUCUGCUUUUAGUGCAGUCUGUUUUAGGUUCUAUCGUCAACGCUUUCAUGGUUGGCUGCAUGUUUGUGAAAAUAUCCCAACCCAAGAAGAGGGCAGAAACCUUGGUUUUUUCUACAAACGCAGUUAUUUCCAUGCGGGAUGGAAAGCUGUGUCUGAUGUUCCGAGUAGGAGACCUUAGGAAUUCACACAUUGUAGAGGCAUCAAUACGAGCCAAGUUGAUCAAAUCCAAACAGACAAAGGAGGGGGAAUUUAUACCACUCAACCAGACAGAUAUCAACGUAGGUUAUUACACAGGGGAUGAUCGUCUCUUUUUGGUUUCACCACUGAUCAUCAGCCAUGAAAUUAACCAGCAGAGUCCUUUCUGGGAGAUUUCCAAAGCCCAGUUGCCCAAAGAGGAGCUAGAAAUUGUUGUAAUCCUAGAAGGAAUGGUGGAGGCAACAGGAAUGACCUGCCAAGCUCGAAGUUCAUACAUUACAAGUGAGAUCCUGUGGGGUUACCGUUUUACUCCUGUCCUCACUCUGGAGGAUGGAUUUUAUGAGGUUGACUACAACAGUUUUCAUGAAACGUAUGAGACCAACACACCAGUUUACAGUGCCAAAGAGCUGGCAGAGAUGGCCAGCCGAGCAGAACUGCCCCUGACGUGGUCUGUUUCCAGCAAGCUGGACCAGCAUGCUGAGUUGGAAACUGAAGAGGAAGAAAAGAAUCAAGAAGACCAAAAUGAAAGAAACGGUGAUGUGGCCAACUUGGAGAAUGAGUCUAAAGUGUAG